GGAACCCGGUCUGUCCGCACGUUCUCAAAAUGAUUGGUUACAUAACCAAUCUGGAGAAACUCGGGUUCUCCUUGCAGAAGGAGCUGGCAACGGACUUGAUCCUGCAGUCGCUCCCUGAGCUGUAUAAGGGUUUUUUCAUGAACUACAUGAUGCAUGAUCUUGACAAACCCCUUCCGGAGCUUCUUAAAAUGCUCCAGACUGUAGAGGAGAACCUUACUAAGGGCAAGGGUGCUUCCGUCCUUAUGGUCCAAGGCGGAAAGGGGAAGCCGAAGAAGGGGUUAAGAUUAAGGCUAGGAUGGUCGGAAAGCCUAAAUUGAAGUCCACUUCAUCUGCAACCCAGAAACCCAUAGGAGGAGUUGCAAAGGGCAAAUGUCAUCACUGUGGUAAGGCAAGCCACUGGAGAAGAAACUGCAAGACAUACCUCGCAACCAAGAAGAAGGAAGGUACGACCAUUUCUUCUGAGGUGUAUGUUAUAGAAGUUAACAUGUCUAUAUCUUCAUCAUGGGUACUAGAUACUGGAUGUGGGUCUCAUAUCUGUACUACCAUGCAGGGACUGAAGCAGAGUAGACGGUUAGCUCGAGGCGAGAUUGA
Molecule: messenger RNA, 591 nt
Organism: Cuscuta campestris
Lineage: Eukaryota; Viridiplantae; Streptophyta; Magnoliopsida; Solanales; Convolvulaceae
Source: the annotation of a GenBank genome assembly